GGGCAUGGGGCAUCACAUCCAAGCGAAUCCAUACGUGCCCGAGCCUGUCCAUCCCUGCCCGUCCUUUGCUUCUCCAAAUUAAUUCCCUCUUUUUCUCCCCCAGUUGCCGAAGCAGCAACAGGAAGAGCUUAGUGGUAGGCACCCCUUCGCCAACCCUCUCGCGGCCUCUAUCCCCCCUCUCUGUGCCGACAGCCGGGAGCAGCCCCUUGGACAGCCCACGCAACUUCUCCGCCAGCACCUCCAUCAACUUCCCCUUUGCUCGCAGCCAUGCUCCUCGGACUGACAGGGCUGAUGGCAGAAGGUGGUCACUGGCUUCGCUCCCCUCCUCUGGCUAUGGGACCAACACCCCCAGCUCCACUGUCUCGUCGUCUUCGUCCUCCCAGGAGCGCCUGCACCAGCUGCCGUACCAGCCCACCCCCGAUGAGCUGCAUUUCCUUUCUAAGCAUUUCCGCAGUACGGAGAGCGUCACGGACGAGGAGGGGCGGCACUCGCCCUGCCUGCGUCCGCGAUCCCGGAGCCUCAGCCCUGGACGGACGAGCGGGACGUUUGAUAAUGAGGUGGUGAUGAUGAACCAUGUCUACAAGGAGCGGUUCCCCAAGGCCACGGCUCAAAUGGAGGAGCGUCUGCAGGACACCAUCACAAACUUCUCUCCAAGCAGCACCCUGCCACUGGCAGAUGGGGUCCUGGGCUUCAUCCACCACCAGAUCAUCGAGCUGGCCCGGGACUGCCUGGCAAAGUCCCAGGGAGCUCUCAUCACCUCCCGCUACUUCAUGGAGCUGCAGGAAAAACUCGAGAAGAUGCUCCGAGAUGCUCAGGAGCGUUCAGAAAGUGAGGAGGUGAAGUUCAUCGACCAACUGGUGAGGAAGCUGCUGAUCAUCAUCUCCCGUCCUGCUCGCCUUCUGGAGUGCUUGGAGUUUGACCCGGAGGAGUUUUACCAUCUCCUGGAAGCUGCAGAAGGCCAUGCCAAAGUUGGCCAAGGAAUAAAGACCGAUAUUCCUCGAUACAUCAUCAGCCAACUGGGGCUCGUUAAGGACCCGCUGGAGGAGAUGGUCCAGCUGGAUCACUUCGACAGCGGGAACACCAUCACGCCAGAGAACGAUGACGCCUGUGAGAGCCAGCCUUUGGCCACCGCCCCUCGGAGGAGACCCUGCGAGGCGGACUUUGAGACCAUCAAACUGAUCAGCAACGGGGCUUAUGGGGCUGUGUACCUGGUGAGGCACAGGGAGACGCGGCAGCGCUUCGCCUUGAAGAAAAUCAACAAGCAGAACCUGAUCCUGAGGAACCAGAUCCAGCAGGUGUUCGUGGAGAGGGACAUCCUCACCUUCGCCGAGAACCCCUUCGUGGUCAGCAUGUUUUGCUCCUUCGAGACCAAGCGGCACCUCUGCAUGGUGAUGGAGUAUGUGGAAGGGGGGGAUUGUGCCACACUGCUGAAGAACAUGGGUCCACUGCCCGUUGACAUGGCAAAGAUGUACUUCGCCGAGACCGUUCUUGCACUGGAGUAUCUCCACAACUACGGCAUCGUCCACCGCGACCUCAAACCCGACAACUUGCUCAUCACCUCCAUGGGCCACAUCAAGCUGACAGACUUCGGUCUGUCGAAGAUCGGCCUGAUGAACAUGACCACCAACCUCUAUGAAGGGCACAUGGAGAAGGACACCCGGGAGUUCAUGGACAAGCAGGUGUGUGGCACUCCCGAGUACAUCGCCCCAGAAGUCAUCCUCAUCCAGGGCUACGGGAAGCCCGUCGACUGGUGGGCCAUGGGCAUCAUCCUCUACGAGUUCCUGGUGGGCUGCGUCCCCUUCUUCGGAGACACCCCCGAGGAGCUCUUCGGGCAGGUCAUCAGUGAUGAAAUUAUGUGGCCAGAAGGGGAUGAGGCUCUUCCUGCGGACGCCCAGGACCUGAUCACACGGUUGCUGAGGCAGUGUCCCCUUGAGCGCUUGGGAACUGGGGGUGCGCACGAGGUGAAGCACCAUUCCUUCUUCCUCCACCUGGACUGGAAUGGGCUGCUGCGGCAGAAGGCCGAGUUCAUCCCCCAGCUGGAGUCGGAGGACGACACCAGUUACUUCGACACUCGCUCCGAGCGGUACCGCCACUUGGAUUCAGAAGAUGAAGAAACCAAUGACGAGGAAUCAUCCGUGGAGAUUGGACAGUUCUCCUCCUGCUCCCAUCGCUUCAGCAAGGUGUACAGCAGCUCUGAAUUCCUAGCGGCUCACUCUAACCUCAGCCUCUCGUCCUCCGAGCGGAGCCACAGCGAUGAGAAAGAGGAACGAUGGGACAGGCACUCGGGAGAUGAGGACAGGAACCGGUUGGCGGGCACAGAGCCCCGGCUCCGCUCCUGGACAUCCUGCAGCUCCACACCAUACAGCUCCCGGCACGAGCGCAGCUGCAGCCCUGCCGCACUCUCCAGCACCUACAGCCUGGACACCAUGCCCAAGUUUGCCUUCUCCUCGGAGGAUGAAAGCCCUUGCGUGGUGGGCUCCAAGCCGGAGAGACCCAAGUUUGUGCUGGGAGACCCCGACGUGGGCACUGGCAGCGUGGUGAAGCCAUCAGCGCUAUCUGCCGAUCUUGUCAGCCUGAACCGCAUCCGCCUCCGAAGCAACAGCACUGGCACCAAAAACUCGGCUCCCCGGGGCCUGGAGCCAGGUGGGAGCCACCGACUGAGCAGCCAGAAGGACGUCCCAGACAGACAGAGAGCCUCGCCGGGUGGCCGUGUUCCCAAAUCUGCCUCCGUCUCAGCCCUGUCCCUCAUCAUCACAUCAGAUGACUUCGGCGGCGGUGCCCUGAUGAGCCCCAUUUCCCCCCAUUCCCUCUCCUCCAACCCCUCUUCCCGGGAUUCCUCCCCAAGCCGAGACUCGUCCCUCGCCAUCGCCAGCCUGCGAGCCCCCAUCAUCAUCCACAGCUCGGGCAAGAAGUACGGCUUCACCCUGCGAGCCAUCCGCGUCUACAUGGGUGACAGCGACGUCUACACUGUCCACCAUAUGGUCUGGAGUGUGGAAGAGGGGAGCCCGGCACAAGAAGCGGGGCUGAGAGCGGGCGAUCUCAUCACACAUGUGAAUGGCGAAUCAGUGCUGGGUUUGGUUCACCGGGACGUCGUGGAGCUGCUGCUGAAGAGUGGAAAUAAAGUGGCCCUGCGGACCACAGCCCUGGAGAACACCUCCAUUAAAAUCGGCCCCGCUCGGAAAAACAGUUCCAAGACCAGGAUGGCACGGAGGAGCAAGAAGAGCAGGAAAAGGGAUGGCCAGGACAGGAGAAAAUCCCUCUUCAAGAAGAUCUCCAAGCAAUCGUCGGUCCUGCACACCAGCCGCAGCUUCUCCUCCGGCCUCCAUCACUCGCUGUCCUCCAGCGAGAGCCUCCCAGAGUCCCCCACGCACAGCCUGUCCCCAGGCCCCACCACACCGUGCCGCAGCCCUGCGCCCGACCUGCCCCCAG
Molecule: messenger RNA, 3429 nt
Organism: Mesitornis unicolor (brown roatelo)
Lineage: Eukaryota; Metazoa; Chordata; Aves; Mesitornithiformes; Mesitornithidae
Gene: MAST3
Product: microtubule associated serine/threonine kinase 3
Exons: 25
Biological process (GO): peptidyl-serine phosphorylation; intracellular signal transduction
Molecular function (GO): protein serine/threonine kinase activity; magnesium ion binding; ATP binding
Source: RefSeq, a predicted model, not a curated record